UUUUUCCUGCGGAGAUUCAACGCGUUUUUUUCGGACCACCCGGAUGCCAAGCGGUGCCCGUCGGAUCCCAGCUGCUGGCCACGUCGACCACGAUCUGCCCUUAGCACUUACUCGAGCAGUGCUCAAUCAACGUCAACUGGAGUUUCCUGUGCUGCAAGGGCGGAAGUAUCAUCUGCUGCAAAAUCUGUCUGACGGCCUACCCCCUCGUGUGCCUCCAGUUCAACCCGCCGGAAGGUCGCUUCAUCUGCGGAGAGUUCGAAUCCGGCCGACUGCACCUGUACGAUGAGAUCGUCUGGGCCAAAUAUUCCAUGAUAAAAUUCUGGCCUGCGCUCACGAUGCCUCCGCCAGCGGUCCCAGACUUAGUGUUCCGGCGGAAACACGAGCAAACGGACAUUUACGUGCACUUCUUCGACACGCACGACUUUGGGCGUAUUAACCGGAGGUGAAUCUACAAAUUACGUCUUGGAAUCGCCGAUGUACGUGAUGAUCAAGUCCAACAAGUAUGUUGCUUCGCUGAGAGAGCAAAACGCGGCCGGAGACGAGGAGGAGGAUUCAAUCUGUGAGUGCAAAUCGUCGAACACGGACCAGUGCGGGCUAGACUCGAACUGCAUCAACCGGGCGCUGCUCGUGAAGGGCAAUCCGAAGAUUUGUCCAGCUGGCGAAAGUUGCCAGAACCAGUGCUUAAAACGGGAGCAGUACCCGGCACUGGCGGCCCAAUGGAUACCCAACAAGCGGGGUCUGGUCGUAUAGAAGGACAUCCACCAUGGUCAGUUUGUGAUCGAGUACGAGAAGUCAUCAACAACAAGGAGUUGGCGCGGCGGAUAAAGCAAAAGCAGGAGCAAAAGAACAAAAAUGUCAACUUUCUGACGGUGGACUCGAAGCUGACGAUCGACGCGGGGCCCAAUUGGAACUUGGCCCAGUUCAUCAACCACUCGUGCAAGCCCAACUGCGAGAUGCUGAUGUGGAAGGUCGGCGGAAGCUAAUCCGUGGGGCUGUUUGCCCUCAAGGAUCUCAAGGCGAGCUCACCUUCAACUACAACUUUGAGACGUUUGGUGAUCAGAAGAAGAUCUGCCAAUGUUGUGCGAGCAAGUGUCCCGGACUAAUCGUCAGCCAAGGGAAGGAGAAUUGCAAUGAGGAGACCACAACGGUCUUGCGCGACUUGCAGGUGCAGAUUGCAACUUGGAUUACCUGCUCGAGUGCUCAAACGCUAAGAGUGACGACGACGGCGGCAACUACAGCACCUCCGCCAACCACGCCUGCGGCAAAGUACCAAGCAAAUAUUGCGAUAUUGACCACUCGAUGACGGACUCGAACUUGGUUGAAUACAGGACGAAAAUGGUCGUAAAAAUUCGGUGGAGGAGAUUUGGACCUGAUAGUGGAUAGUAAUGGCCACGGACAGUGACGUUCUGAUACGCCAGUUCUUAUUGAGUCAGUAUCAGCAGCUUUAUUUCGCCGGAGAAGCAGCUGAACCGGAACGGGAUCUCCUGAGACCGGAUUAAUAUUCUUGUCGGAAUCCGAUAGUGACACUUAGGUCCUGGCGGGUCUGACAUGUUUUAGUUCUAUUUAUUGUAUAAUCCAUGUGCCAUGUUCUUUUACAAUUCUAUAAUUAAAGAUGAUAAGGGGGUGAAGG
Messenger RNA from Culex quinquefasciatus (southern house mosquito), 1630 nucleotides. Its product is annotated as histone-lysine N-methyltransferase NSD2. The transcript has 3 exons. The coding region runs from base 475 to 750 and encodes 91 amino acids. The record is from RefSeq and is a predicted model, not a curated record. Gene Ontology annotation, biological process: regulation of DNA-templated transcription. NCBI's taxonomy places the organism in Eukaryota, Metazoa, Arthropoda, Insecta, Diptera, Culicidae. Gene Ontology annotation, cellular component: nucleus; chromatin. Gene Ontology annotation, molecular function: histone H3K36 methyltransferase activity.